Ectocarpus sp. CCAP 1310/34 is the source of this 2605-nucleotide messenger RNA. The record is from the annotation of a GenBank genome assembly. Lineage: Eukaryota; Phaeophyceae; Ectocarpales; Ectocarpaceae.
GAGGAUAUCGGACAACUAGUUCAUACCCUGUAGGAGUUAUGGCCUAUCGAGAGCUUCAGGGGAGGCUCCAGCUCGCUGAGCAACAGGUUCGCAUGUACCGGGAGGCGAUGGAGCACCUCAUUGCGGCGCCCUCAGCAGCCUACCCGGCCGCUUCCCAAUCAAGAGCAAGCCCAAUCUCUACCACAGCAGGCGUCGCCCAGGAAAAUUUGUCCAAGAUCUUCGCCGGCGGGGAGAACGAUCCCGACAAUACGAAGCCGGCACCUGGGGCAAUACCAGACGUCGCCACCACUGGAGGAGCGAAAGCGGAAGCAGUUGCUGAGGGUGACGACGAUAGUGUUUCAGAUCAUGGGAGGGGCGGAACGAAGAAAGAGGUCCCACGACUUAGCUCGGAUGAUGCGGAGGGGGCGGAGAGCUCGGCGGGCAGCACCGCAGCGGAAAAAGGCCCAAGCAUUUGGGGCUUCAUCGGGGGUGCCGUAGGGUGGAUCGGGGAGGGGACGGCGGGCUGGAUGGCGCAGUCGGAGGCCAGACGGGAGCACCAUCGGCUUCUCGGAGAAGUUGGGAAGGUUCGAAGACGACGGGCGGCGGUGUGGCAAGAGAGGGAACUGCUGGCGAAAGCACGAGCGGAGCUAGCGCGAUGUCGAGCUGACCUCCUGUCCCGAAGGAUCGCCUUGGACUCGAGGAGGAGCGACGUGGCGGAUGCUCGACAGAACUGCCGGAGCCGGAAGGCGUUGUACUCUGAGCAACUUGUCAGCGCCAUGAGGAUGGGCGCCCUGAACGACUGCUUCCACAUCUGGCACCAAGGACCGUUCGGCACUAUCAACGGCUUCCGGGUUGGCAGGCUCAACACCCACGUGGUGGACUGGCAGGAAGUCAAUGCUGGCGUGGGGCAGGCGGCCAUCGUCCUUGUCACCGUGGCGAUGGCGAUGGGCGUGGAGUUCACUAAGUACCUCAUCGCUCCCUGCGGGAGCUUCACCAAGAUCGCUCGUUCGGAAGACGGGAGGGUGCUCUACAGCCUGCACACGGACGAGAGCUUUAGCCUCUUCCCGCGGCGCAACUUUAACUUCGCGCUCAAGGCCUUCCUGCACUGCCUCGGAGAAGUCGGAGAUCACGUCCAGGAACACGACCCGACGCUGAAACUCCCCUACCACAUCAAGGAGAAGGAGGGCACCGUCGGUGGGCUCCCGGUGGCCCUGGGCAGCAGCUACGAGGACUGGACGCGUGCGCUCAAGUACAUGCUGACAGACCUCAAGUGGAUCGCCGCGUGGGCUGCCAAGUACCUCCCUCCGUGCUGAGGCCUUCGCAACCUGUCUGUACACGCCCGCUGGCACGGGCGCAUAUUUAUUUAAUUGUUUCGUUUGCAGUCAUAGACGCAGACAUAAUGCGAAGUCCUUCCUGGAGAAUAGACAUGCUCGAACAGGUUAUAAGUGGACGUGCAUAAUCGGGGCCCGAACCACUGUGUAACCUCUUGCUUUGUGCUAGAUGGGGUAGUUUGUUUGUUCCGCCGCAGGGAACCAAAAGCAGCGAUGAGGGUGACUGGGUAGGUUAUAGUAUGCGUUUUGGUGACUUCAAGUGCCUGAAUUUAUCUGCAGUAGUGUGACCGGUGGUGUAUCGUUUGUAAGAUGGCUUUUGAAUGUUGGCGAGCAUUUGGUGUCUCGUGCCAUUAGCUGGGUGAUUUGAUUCGGCAACCGUCUGCCUUUGUGUCUUGGGACGCACGUGUGGCCCUAUCGAAACGAGGUUUCGACGCUACUUUCGUUGGGAAAUGGUAUGUUUCGCGGUGUGCUAUCGCGGUUCGUAAAUAACCGCUAUUCUUGACGCGCCAGAUGUAGCGGCUCUGUAACGGCUGGAGAGGUUUAGCGGCUGCAGUUUUUUGACAUUGAUGGUACCUGUCAAAUCUUUACAACUAGCGCCUAACGCCUCCUGAUUGAUCGGGCGUUGAUUGGCGUUGGUUCUAACGGUCGAUUAUUCUUCAGCGCCCUCUCGCUGUUUCCCAUUCCGCGAACUCGGCGCAGCCGCAAGCUCGCCCAGUUCGCGGCCGCAAGGCCGUGCGUUGGCCGUGGGUGAGGGUUAGGGUUAGAGUUGGGUUAUGUAGGGUCGGCCACGGUAUGUGACACAUCCCGUGUUAGGAAUCUACUGUAGGUUCAACAUUGGUUAGACCUCAAGAGUAACUAUCAAAGUGUAUCCGAACCUCAGCGGCGAUGCCCUGAACUAAACAGCUAUUUCACCAAUGAACGACUUUGCUGUUGACGGCUAAAACCGUUACUACGACUGGAUGGAGUAAUGUAAUGCAUGUCGCGCCACGGGUACGCAGAAGCGCGUGAUGUGAGCGGAAAAAAUGUUGGGUUGUGCUAUGCGUAUAGGUCUACAACUCGCCGAUGGCUUGCCGAGAUCUGUCUCCGAUGGGUUAUUAUGAUCUGCGAGGACGGAACGAAAACGACGCCGUUCGAUGGCUGUGUCAUACUUUUAUUGCGCAAAUUUAUCCUCCGGAGAUUUUUUCGUCGGGGCACGGGCCGUCGGGGAACGGUGGAGUGUGGUUGUGUUUGUUUCUUCCUGGGUACAGAGAUCUCCGGGCACUGAAGGGGACGUACGUCUCAUUUUGGCGGAGGCU